CCACACUGAGAUUUGGGUUUACUCGAAUAGCAGUGAUUUCGCAUUUGCUCUUCUGCAAAAGCCUUCCAAACGAUUUAUCAAAGCCUUCUUUCAUCACCAAAGAUACAGAAGAAGACUACUUCAGACUGAGAAUGGAGCCUAGACGAUCUACUCGAGUUCGCCAGCGCCCCCGGUGGUUCACCGACUACGUCGUGGACUUUCCUGUGCGAAGGUCCAGGGUGAAGCCGAUGGUGAAGGUCGAUGAUGUUCCUCAGCAGCCUGAGAAGGUGGCACUGCCUCUUCUAGAGCCUUUACAGGAGCUGCCUGUGGAGAAGCUUAGGCAGGCUGAAGAGGUGACCGAGUCAUCUCCCCAACCUGUCAUGGCUGAUCCUGAGGCAGAUCUUGUUCAGCUUGAGGAAGAGUGUCUGCCGUCUCCUGAGCCUGUCGCAGCCUUUCCUUGGCCAGAGCUUGAGCUUAUCGAGGAGGUGGCGCUGCCAUCACCUCAGCCGUCUCGGGUUCUGGUUGAGGAGGAGGAUGCACAGACUGAGGAGGUGGAAUUGCUGUCUCCCCAGGCUGUUGUGGGUCAUCCUCGGCUUUCUAGCCUCGGUUCACCGGUUACAGAGACUCCUCCUGUGCAGCCAUCACCUGUGAGGGAACCUGAGAGGCGAGGCUUUACAGCAGCAGGGUUGGUGCGACAUUUGGUUCAUACUGCGGAGGUCUCUUUAGUUAGUGGUCUCCUCCUUGUCCCUUUUGUCAGCUCCUUUAUGGGCUUUAAUUUCGGUUUGUAAGGUAUAAAAGUAAUAU
This is a messenger RNA of Saccostrea cuccullata (small rock oyster), 783 nucleotides long. Its product is annotated as MICAL-like protein 1. The record is from RefSeq and is a predicted model, not a curated record. The transcript is spliced from 3 exons. The coding region runs from base 132 to 767 and encodes 211 amino acids. NCBI's taxonomy places the organism in Eukaryota, Metazoa, Mollusca, Bivalvia, Ostreida, Ostreidae.